AUGGAUGAGAAAUCAAGCCCAGAAGAAACUGGUCAACUAGUCUACGAAGCUGUAAUGUAUGAGAACGAAGAACUCCUUCGAGAACUACUGGAGGCCAAUCCAGGGAAGAUAUAUUAUAGAGACAAACAUGGUAGAAGCGCUCUACACAUUGCUGCCCAAAAUGGCAGCACAUCCAUCGUGGACCUUCUGAUAAAAGCCGGAGCGGACGUAAACAGUAUGGCUGGUCCGAGUGCACUCUGUGCUACUCCUUUACAUGUUGCCGCAGUUGCGGGACAUUUGGAAGCUGUGCGACAUCUAAUUGAAGCUGGAGCAGAGCUUUUGGCUACUGAUCUUAGAGACCAUUGUGCAUUAGAACUAGCGCAGAUGGCAAAUCAGUUCGAAACUGCUUGUAUUCUUAUCGAUGCCAUUGAAUCAGUUCGCAACAGAACUCGUCAGCUGCAUGACGAUCUGGUCAAAUCUGCGGAAGAAGGAGACGUUAGGUCUGUUGUAGAAGCUUUGCCGAACCUUACCGGUGCCAACUACGAUGCUAUACUGAAUGGUGCGACUUUGGAUCGCAAAUGUGUUCUAUAUCUAGCCUGUUUGAAUGGAAGAAAAGAGGUUGUUGAGGCUUUAUUGAACGUCCGGGGUCACACACUUAUACAGCCAAGUACUCAUGAUACAAUAUUGCAUGCCGCUAUAUCAUCCCAAAAAGUAGCCAUAGUAGAAAUGAUUCUUAAGGCCUUCACACAUUUGGUGACUACAAAGAAUGCGGACGGUAGUACAGCACUGCAUUGGGCAUCGCAGUGUGGCAGUUUAGAUAUCGUUAGGCUGUUGCUGGAAUUUCCAUACGAAGAGGAUGUUCUUACAAAAAUUGAAGAUAUUUCCGGACGUUUCAGUUAUCGUUUUGUGUUGGACGUUAACGGAUUGGAUGCACAGUGUCGUACCGCUCUAUAUCUAGCCGUGGCUAAUUCGUAUUAUGAUGUUGUCAAGUAUUUACUUGAGGUAGAGUUCCCAUCGAUGAAUGUUGAUCAGAAAUGCCCAUUCGAAGUUGAUGUGUACUGCAGUGAUGGAAAAACUCCACUUAUGGUGGCUGCGGCAAACGGUGACAUAGCUUUAGUGAAACUGCUGUUGGAUCAUGGUGCAGAUGUAAAUCUACCUUGUGGACUCACAGAUGCAGACAUCAGCAGUGUAGAUGGUGCUCGAUGUAUUGGUUCUGGUGCUCUUAAUGAAGCAUGUCGAAUUGGUUGUGUCUCUUUAGUGCAGCUUUUGUUCCAAAGAGGAGCUGUUGAUCAUGAGAAUGUUGCUCUUGCUACGGCCUUCAAAUAUAAUCAGGAUUCAUUGGCGAGAUUAUUCCUGUUGCGUCUUGCAUUUGUGGAUCCAGAAUACCGUGUCAACAAGAAGAGUAUGGAUUUAGGACAAUUGUCACUAAACCGUAGCCAGCUUCCUUCAGCUGUGUAUCCCACAACACCAUGCAUGCUUAAUUGGCAUAAUGCAAGUUUGGAGCGUGUUCCAAACGAUUGGCUUAUUGCUGCAGCCCUCCAAGUGAAUCAAAGGUUAAGGACAUCACGAAUGGCAUUAGCAGCUCUUACACGAAUCGAUUUAUCGAAGAAUAAGAUAAAGGUGUUAAGCGGACAGCUACUACAGCUACCUUCAUUAAGAAGUCUAAAUGUAGCGAAUAACGAAAUCACAGAAAUUGAGAUUCCAAGUGAUGGGUUUCACGCGCCGCUUUUGGAAAGCCUGUUAUUGGAAUUUAACAUGCUCUCUGUUCUGCCAGACGAAUUGUUCACAAGCAGGCUGCCAGUGCUAAAUUUCUUGGAUGUAUCCCAUAACAAACUAUGUUCCCUUCCGGAGACUUUAUGGUUUGCACCAAGAUUGCGAGAAUUGAAUGUGUCCAACAAUGUUCUUUCCGUGUUGCCGGCUAUUGGCUCUUUGCAGUUUCGACCUUCUAGUAGUCUUUCCGAAAUCGAGCAGCCAGAAUCACUUUAUUCGGAUUUAUAUACUCAUCAAAGUACCUUAUCAACAGAUGACUCCUUGAGUAUUGGCGGACGCAAUGAUGACUCAAACAUUACUAUUCAUGAAUUGAAAAGGCACAAUAUAUGGCAGACGAGCGUACGAUUAGCUCGAUCGGAUGAAUCAGAUGCUGAGAAUGGACUUGUAUCUUGCUCUUCUAUGAUUUCUGUUUUUAAUGUAUCGCACAAUAAUGUCAAAGUAAUGCCGUCGUGCUUGGCGUGUUGUUGUCCGUAUUUAACCAGACUCAACAUAUCGCACAACCAGCUAACAUCUCUUGGUCCGGUGCAGUGUUUACCUUCUCGACUGAAACACUUGGAUGUUUCUAACAAUCAGCUUAUUACUGCUUUCGAGUGUCCAACUGCUGUGCAGCUGGUGUGUCAUGCGGUCAACGCGCCAUCAAAUGAAGUUUCACCGAUGAGGCAUGCGAGUCCUUUACGUAAUUCACGUAAGUUUAUGAUUUUGGGCGGCUUGAUGAAAUUUGUUAAUGCAUUUUUAUUGCGAACCAAACGUGGAAUUAGAUUUUGCAUACUUUUCGACUUCUAUUCUGACCGGUUCGAGUAUUCUCAAUUACUGAUCUAUUUUCUUGUUGUCAAGGCUGAACUCUUCCUAAAACUUACUUUCGGUGAUGUGGAUCACGCAGAUAUUCUUGCUUUAGGAUCUCGCUCAAAAUCAGCAGUCCGUAGUCAACGCUCGUUAAGCGUUGCUCCUAUUGGCGAUACAUUAUGUGAUACAUUCAUAGACGCUUGUUCUCAUAAGCAGCAUACUAGAUUAGAAUCGUUACGCACAUUUCUGGUGGCGAACAAUCGUCUUACGGAAAUUCCUCUUCUUGUUCCCACUUCAAAGUUCAUUUCAUCUCCAAAAAAGAAGCAGCGUGAGAGCCGACAGAAAUGUUCCGCGGCUAGAAGGCAAAUACUAUUUCCUGCUCUUACAACUCUUGAUGUGAGCAAUAAUUUUAUAUCAAAUGUUCCUGCAGCGCUGUCCAACUUGGUGUCAUUGUGUGUGUUAAACUUGAGUGAAAACAGUGGCAUUGAAAUGCUGCCUCCAGAGUUGGGUCUGCUUAGUAAACUUUGGAAUCUUAUUCUGAAAGGUUGUUCAUUGCGAGACCCACUAAAGAGCAUGGUACAUGUGGAGAGCUACAAAACUGUCGAUUUGAUUGCAUAUCUGAAAUCUGUUUUGGAAGAUUCUCGUCCGUAUACACGUCUUAAACUGAUGAUUGUUGGAGUGCAAGGAAUUGGAAAAACCUCACUUUUGCAACAAAUUCGUCUGGAGGGUACUGUGGGCAAAAAGAUACCACCAAACGAUAGCUGGUCAAAAAGAAUGGGACGCAGUACAGGUGGCGGCGGUGAUCGUACUGCAAAGGGUGUCAAUAUAUCCACAGUAGGUGUUGACAUUGCUGAAUGGACCUUUGAGCCAAAAAAGACGAAAGGUGAGCCUACUUUCGGUCCACUUACAUUUCGUACAUGGGAUUUUGGUGGACAAAGAGAAUACUAUGCAACCCAUCAGUAUUUUUUAUCUCGUCGCUCUUUGUAUGUAUUAGUGUGGAAGGUAACUGAUGGUGAAGCAGCAUUGCCAGAUCUUCGUCAGUGGCUCGUCAAUAUACAGGCUCGCGCACCGAAUUCCCCAGUAAUCAUUGUUGGUACUCACGUUGACCAAAUCUUUUCAAAUCCUGAACGUUUUCCAUCUUCUUAUCUGGACAAUUUAAACGCAAUCAUAAGAGAUCACUUUGUAAUGGUGCCAGACGCAGAUAAAAAAGGUCUGCCACGUGUCGUUGAGUCACUAUUUAUCUCUUCAAAAACGAAACAGAAUAUUCGUAUGCUUUGUAAUUUGCUUUAUCGAACAGCUUAUGAUAUUCGAACAGCGAACAGCAAAGAGCGACUCCUAGAUCAGAAGAUUCCAGCUUCUUAUCUGGCACUAGAAAAAAUAGUGAUCGAAUUGGCAGAUGAACGACGUUCGAUAGGAAUGGAACCAGUAAUAAGGAGCAGUGAUUUUCGCAAUAUUGUCCAAGAACGAAUGUUAAAAAAUUACGGCCGUGCUUUCCGUGAUGACAUCGAAUUUAAUCAUGCCUGCGCAUUUCUUCAUGAGAAUGGAGUAAUGCUGCAUUAUGAGGAUGUGACUCUCAGGGAGUUAUAUUUCUUGGAUCCUCAGUGGCUAUGCGACAUCCUUGCUCAUGUAAUAACAAUCCGGGAAAUAAAUCCAUUCGCCCGCAAUGGACUUAUGAAAAUGGAUGAUCUCCAAGUGUUAUUCAAGUCACUCAACUUGAACAAUUCUGCUAUUAACUUGAGGUCCCAUAUUAUAUCCUUACUGCAGAAGUUUGAGGUCGCACUAUGCUGGCAGUCGCGUUCAUUACUGAUCCCUUCUUUGUUACCAGAUGAAUAUCAGUUGAGAGGUGGUUAUCCAGGUUCAAAAGUUAUGGCUGAUACAUGCUCAUCUGGUGGAAAAGCACUAAUUCGAGGUAAACAGAAACAUUUUUCGUUUAUGAAUGAGAUAAAUUAUCAAGUGCCAACAAGGGCUACGUCGUGGCAGUUGGUGGUUGAGCAGCGAGAAACGAGAAAGAGUCUUACAACGAAAGCACCACAUCUCCAAGCAUUGUUUUCUCAACGAAAUUUGGGUGGUGCACGAUACCGAACAGCAGUGCCGCUGACCACUCUUUCGGAUGAUCGCAGUAAAUCUCCAGCAUCAAUUUCAAAUGAUCGCGAUGAAUCUGAUGGUGGUGCCGAAGCUCGUUUGAUUAGGGAAAGACAUGGAUGUAUUGUUAAUAUAGAGUAUCUGGAAGAGGAAGUGGUGCGUCGGAUCUAUAUGAUGGCAUACAUACCUUCCGGCUUUUGGUCUCGACUGAUGACGCGCAUACUUGUUGAUGAUCAUAUUACAAUGUGUGUGGAGCGUUUAUUGCGAGUUGAAUACUUGUCAGAAGACUCUUCUUUAGAGACACUGAAUGAAAUUUGUGACAAACAGUUUCUUCCAUAUUGGCUACUUUGGCAGACCGGUUUCGAAAUCUUGGCGUUUGAAAAAACAAUAUUUGUAAUGAGUCAAUUUUUGCCGCUUGCGGAGGUGCGAGAUGUUCAUUAUGAAAUAGUUGAUUGGUGUUGUUGUGCAGAGGAUAGUAACUGGCGUACGCUGGACAUGAGCGGUUCUUCACUAGUCGAAAUUAUCAUUCCAGCAGUCAGAAUAAAUUUAGUGAGCGAUGAAAAAGAAUACGUUCUUCGAAGUAACCGAGCUGCAGUGACUCGUCUCUUGGCACUUAUUGUGGACAUUAUGGAUACGUUAUUGGAAGACUGGUAUCCUUCAUUAGGAACACGCUUUGUACACACCUCAGAGGGAUGCCUCCUUGUAAAUCGUCUUGUUCCUUGUCUUAAAUGUGCAAGCAAUAUGCGAAAUCUGGACAGUUUUUUCAAAGUCAAGAAGAAUGAUGACGUAACAUGCGAAGUAUUACCAAGGCAAAAGUUGCAUGCAUUCACGGUAGAAGAAUGUAUCCUUAGCGCCCAUGACGGAGUCAAUUUGAGAUGUCCUGUGCACUCCGACAUCUCCGUUGUAGACAUUGCUCCUGACACUGUCUUUCUGGAUAUAAGUGAGGAUUAUCUGAUUCAACCUACCUCUGUGAAGCGUGGUAAAUUGCUUGGACAUGGUGCAUUCGGUUUUGUGUUUAAGGCCGCUCUCAAAAUUUCGGAUACAAAUGUGCAAGAUGCUGCGUUAAAAAUGUUGGAACCAGUGGAACCGGGUUUGGGGGCUCGAACAUCGUCUGUUUCAGCAUAUAAGGCAGCAUAUACGAAAUGGCAGCGAGAUCCACUACAAAAUGCUUGCCGUGCCUACUGUACCUGUCGGCAAGAGCUGAAUGUGCUAGCAUCACUUCAACAUUCUCACAUCACUGCACUGAUGGGAGUAUGCCCGCGACCUUUGGCUUUGUUGGUCGAAUUAGCUCCUCUUGGUGCCUUGAAUCAUUUACUCAAUAAUUACCGGCGAAGCGGGGCCCGGUUACGUCUUAGUGUCAUUCAGGAUACUGCUAGUCAGGUAGCUAAAGCACUGGAAUAUCUUCACGAGCACCGCAUCAUUUACCGCGACUUGAAAUGUGAAAAUGUGUUGACAUGGCGAUUUCCACCGCCGUUCAGUACUAUAACGGAUGUGCUCAUUAAACUAGGUGAUUAUGGCAUAUCACGCAGCUCGUUUCCUUCUGGUGGUGCAAAGGGGUUCGGUGGAACAGAAGGUUUCAUGGCUCCAGAGAUAAUGCGCUACAAUGGGGAACAAGAAUACACAGAAAAGGUAGACUGCUUCUCAUUUGCGAUGUUCUUGUACGAGCUGAUCAGUCUCAAGCUACCGUUCAAUGGCCAUGAACAAUUGAAGGAAUAUGUUCUGGAUGGAGGGCGACCGCGGCUUACUCCUUCUGAAUUGUUAUAUCCUUGCAACGUUCUCGAUGUGAUGGUUGUUUGUUGGGCAGCGCAGCCGGUGGAUCGUCCUUCGGCGUCCCAAAUUGUCUCUAUGACUACGGCUCCCGAAUUCACUCAUCUUCUGGAUGUGAUUUCCCUAAACGAUCCUGAUUCGGCGGUUAAUGCUAGUAUCUCUUUUCCUACUUUGGAUGACGUCGAAAUGGGUUCCACAAUAGAAGACAAUGUUGAAGGUGAAGUUUGGAUGAGUAGAUCAGACGGGUCUGUCACUGUUGUUAGUUGCAAUCAGUAUGGUUGGCUAGAUUCUAAGAGCAUCAUUAUGAAUACGGACAGAACAGUAAUAUUAGCUAUGUGUGUGGUCAACGAUAAUGUGUGGCUUGCAGAAUCGACUGGAAUACUGAGGAUUUACUGUCGUUCAUCGUACUCCGAAGUUUGGUCGUUCUCAAUAUCGCGUUUUCUUCCUGCUGCACAUCUAUCUAUUAGUGUUAUUUCUUUAUCGGUUUUUAUUACUGCUCCGCUAUUGAUACUAGUUACUCUUCCUUCUGCGUUAUUGCUUGUGAAGGGUGAUCGUGCUUCUGAUAAUCCUUUCGUUUCAUCCAUUGGUUUAUCAACCAUUCACUCAUCUGCUGUAAUCGACUGUGGCCAGAAUGUGAAGCAGAUAUGGACAGGACACGAUCAUUCCUCCAUAUCUAUUUAUGAUGUCAAUUUAGAGAAUCGAUUAGUACUCGCUGCAAACAUUUGUCAUAAUGAAAAUCAUAUAGAUGCUGCUGAGAAAAACUACGUAUCACAUAUGGUGACUACUGGAGUAGAUUCGACCCUGUUAUGGUCUGUCCUCUCGCAUGAAAGCAAAGUGUAUCAGUGGUCCACGGCAUCGCGAAAGGUGCGUAAUCGGCUCGACUCUCGAAAGAUCUUGCCUUCCUCCGAAUCAAUUUCAACUUUGGAUAUUGAGGCAUCUCGAGAUGGUUAUGUUUCUGCACUUGCGCUAUCAGAUAGGACGGAUGGUGCACAGCUGUAUAUAGGAACUAGCAGAGGAGCAGUAAUUGUUGCUCAAGCUUUCGAAAUGCGACCACUUGCUGCAUUCCGGCCAUAUGUGGAAGACGUACAUACCAUUAUUGUACUGGACGUAGCUUCAGCCCUAAAUGAAUACAUACGUACUCGUAAAGAUUUCGUCAAUAUGACAAGUCUGGAAAGACAAAGUUUUGGUGCUAACAGUACUAGUAGCGGAAAUGAUAUAGAAAAUGUUAGCUGGGCGAAGGAUCGAGUAUCGGAAACAGUAGAUCGUUUCAGACAGGGUACUACUGAACAUGCAUCUUCCUUAAAUAGUUAUAUAAUUACGAUUGGAAAUGGGUACAGAUGUCUGAUAGAUCGAUUUACGGACCGGAAACACCAAAGAUCAACUAUUCCUCGUCGAGAGUCACACUGCGCAAUCAUAUGGCGUACAGAUGAAUGGGUUCCAUAA
Acanthocheilonema viteae is the source of this 7824-nucleotide messenger RNA. The record is from the annotation of a GenBank genome assembly. NCBI's taxonomy places the organism in Eukaryota, Metazoa, Nematoda, Chromadorea, Rhabditida, Onchocercidae.